Ostrea edulis (European flat oyster) is the source of this 1320-nucleotide messenger RNA. RefSeq names its product leucine-rich repeat-containing protein 4C-like. Gene Ontology annotation, cellular component: plasma membrane. The record is from RefSeq and is a predicted model, not a curated record. Gene Ontology annotation, molecular function: protein binding. NCBI's taxonomy places the organism in Eukaryota, Metazoa, Mollusca, Bivalvia, Ostreida, Ostreidae. Bases 103 to 1320 code for a protein of 405 amino acids. The transcript is spliced from 2 exons.
UGUAAGUAUUAAAUUAAAUGGUUAUUCAAAAGACCACCAAAUUAUGUGAGUUGGACGUUUAACUAUAAGGAAUCUAUUCACGAUAAACUGACUGCCAUCAAAAUGUCUUCCUUGAUAAGUUUUUUGCUUGGACUUUUGAUCGGAAUAGUAUCGUCUACCACUGCCCCUAGCGGAUGUACUUAUGAUACCUCUACAUCUUCAAUGGGGCUCUACAUCUGUGAUUUUGCUUCAAUUACGCUUCCACUUGAGUACAACAAUUUCAGCGACCCCGAACCUCAGCGUUUGGUUAUUCAUGACGUCACUGGGGAUAUUUCAGCAUCACAGCUAUUCCUUGGUUUCAGUGUCUUCAACUAUUCAGCAGUGAAUGCAGACUAUACAAAUUAUUUAGAAAUUGGGUGUAAAUCAGGAGGCUCCGUACAAAUCUCCAACACUACGUUUACAGAUCUAAAUUUCAUCAAUGAAGUCAAAAUGACUGGCUGCAAUUUCACGAGUGGUAUACCAAGUAAUGCCUUUUCUACAUUCGAAAAUCUGGAUUCCUUGACAAUCGAGGGCGGUAUAAUAUCAUCAACACAAUCGGAUACUUUUUCUGGAUUGAACAUCACAAAGCUUUCUAGUGUUCCCAGUCCACAAGGAAAACUUACGAUUAAGAACGUCAAAGUAGGGUCCAAUUUCUCUUCUGGGUUCUUCGACCCGCUUUCCAUGGUUUCCGCCAUUGACAUUAGUGGGUGUGGGAUCACCACUGUCGAUUCUAAUACGUUUUUGUACAACAACAAAGUCACUUUACUCAAUUUGGCGAACAACAAUUUCACAACCCUUCCAAGGACAUUUCUACAAAACAUGACUUCAUUGACAGAAGUUGAUGUCUCCGGAAUUGCCUGGGAUUGCUCGUGUGACAAUCUCUGGUUUCUGGACCACUUUUCUGCGUACUCCAUGCGCAUCAAAGGUGGCAUUCUCUGUAGCGGCGGACAAAGAGCUGCGCAAUACUUCGGUGAACAGUGCAGAAGCACCGACAAUUGCUACAGCAUACCAGGCAUCGCCAUCGGAAUAGACUGUUUUGAGUGGUACCAAAUAAUUUCUUACACUUUCACCGCCGUGUCAUUUGUCCUGGCCUGGAUCGCUUUUGUAGUAGUCGUUGCGUACCGCAGCGCUAUGUACAAGAACGAGAAGGAAAUCGAAAUCAGGAAGAGAGAAAAGGCAAUACGAGUCUUAGAGGCCCUGAAACGAGGUGGUGGGGGAGGCCAAAAGGCACCUCCUAAGGCCAAUCUCUCAUGGGCAAUCACAGAUCAAGCGGAGAGCACGGAGGUCAAAAAGGCACUUUGA